This is a messenger RNA of Dermatophagoides farinae (American house dust mite), 3109 nucleotides long. NCBI's taxonomy places the organism in Eukaryota, Metazoa, Arthropoda, Arachnida, Sarcoptiformes, Pyroglyphidae. The record is from RefSeq and is a predicted model, not a curated record.
AUGAAUCGAAAAAUGAAUAUCGACGAAAGAAAACGACAAUUUUUUUAAUUUAAACGGAAAAAAAUCAAUGGCUGCAAGAAUUUACUUGGAAUAAAAAUCGAUUUGUAACUAAAUUAAUCGAAUCUUCAUCAUCAGCAAAUUUAUUGAUAAUCGAUCCUCAUACUAUUAUUCAUCUUAUUAUUUUUAUUUUCUUCUUCUUCAUCUUGAAAAUACCAUUUGAGCAAUGAGCACCAAUAUAUUUAAUGUGCCAAUGGCCAACACUGCUAUUGCAACAUUAACACCAAAUAGCCUUAAUCACCAUCAUCAUGUUCAUCAUCGACAACAUUCAUCAAUAUCGAUGAUGGAUUCAAAUCAUCAUCAUCAUCAUCAUCAUAAUCAUCCAUCAUCAAUAUUGUUUCCAUCCACAGCAGCAACAACAACAACGAAUACACCAUUCAAUAGUGGAUCAACACCAUUAAUAAAUUCACCAACUACUGCAUUUCCUUUUCCACCGCCACAAUCACCUGGUUAUCUUUCCAGUUCAUCAUCAUCAUCGUCAUCGUCGUCGUCAUCAUCAUCAGCAUCGAGUACAUCAUCCACAAUGAAUCCACAUCAUCAUCCUCAUCAUCAUCAUCAUCAUUUACAACAACAAUUGGCGUGGAUGGCCAACAACAACACACCAAAUUCUAUACAAGCUGCAUUAGCAUUACAACAAAUACAACAUCAACAACAACAUGCAAAUAUAAAUGGCAAAAUAACAAGCGAUAAUAAUAAUAAUGAAUUGAUCCAAACAACAACAACAACAACAACAAAAGAUCAUUUAGAUAGUCAUUCGAUGAAAUUGAAAACCAAGGCAACACUAGCAACACCAGCAACAACAACAACAGUGGCAACGGAACUGACAUCAGCAUUCCGAUCAAUGACAACGGCAACACAAGAUUCUUCAAUUAAAGAGAAAUUCACUUUUCCUUCAAUCGAUUCUCCUGGGAAACAACCACAACCAUCAGGCGUCAAUUGUUCACCCGGUGGUAAUAAUAAAAUACAAAAAUGUACCAAUAAUGGUACAAUAACGCAAUCGAAUCCAGAUCUUACAUGGACAAAUUCUUCUUCUUCAUCAUCAUCAUCACCAUCUGCUGCAUUUGUAUUGCCCAUAAGUAAUUCUUCAAGUCCAGGAAUAACAACAACAACAGGUCAUUUAAGGCCAAAUCCAACAUCACCAUCAGCAUUUACUUAUCCACAUUAUCUGAUGCCACCAAUUUAUUCUUAUUACCAACAAGCGGCAGCAGCAGCAGCAUCACAAACAAAUCAACAGCCAGCAGCAUCGCCUAUUUCACCAUUUAUUGUGCCAAAUCAACUUCAACCACCACCCCCACCACCAUCAUUACAUCAUCAUCCAUUAAUAUCACCAACCAUAUCAAAUAAUUCAUCAAUAUUUUUUCAUGAUCAUCAUUUGCAUCGACAACAACAACAGAUAAAGUCAAAUCGCGAUACAAAUAUAGAAUCACCAUCAAGAAUCAAUAGUCCAACAACAAUAAUAAAAGAGAAUCAGACAAAAAUUAAGGCAAAUAAUAAUCAAAUUAUUGAUCUCACAGCAAAUCGUAAAUGUGAUAUAACAACAACAACAACAACAAAAACGAAUCCACCACCAACUGACAUUGAUAAAACCACAAACAAUAAUCCUAAUGAUUCCACAAUGAAUAAUGGACAACAACAACAACAACAACAACAAAGUCUGAAGAGAAAAAAUCCAGAUGGAUCGGAUAAAUCUAAACAUAAGCAGCAACAACAAUCGAUAAUUGAUAAUAAUAAUCAAUUAAGCAAUAAUUUUCAUCAUCAUCAUCACACUAAUCGUCAUUUAUUAUUACAACCACCACCCGCACCACCACCACCACCACCACCAUUAUCAUCAUCACCAUAUGUAACUGCCAUUAAUUCAAAGUAUUUAGAUCAUCAUCAUCAUCAUCAUAUGCCACCAUUAUCUGCACCACCGAUAAUUCCGCAUCAAUCAUCAUCAUCAUCAUCAUCACAUAAUCAACAUCUUGUUGGCAAUAAUAAAUGUUUUGAAUUUCCAAUCGAUAUGAAUAGCAGUAGUAAUACUAGUAGCAAUGGAAAUAGUAGUAGUAAUAUAAAAUCAAAUAAACUUUGCGCUAAAUCAUCAAAAUCAUCAACAAUAAGCAGCAGCAAUCAUUCAUCAUCAUCAUCAUCAUCGAAACAAGAUAAUCAUUUGAUGAAAAAAUCAACAACAAAAAAUUUAUUUCCCGAAUAUUUUCGUAAAGGAUCCACCAUACGUUUAGGUGAUGGUAAUCUUAAAAAAAUUGAAGAAUUAGUUACCAGAGAUUUUAUCGACAGUGCAACAUGUAAUGAAAAAUUUUCUAUUGAAUUAGCUGAAAUUGUUGGUAUAAGGGAAAAAAGUAAUGGACAACAAAUUCGUAUAAAUUUUCUGAUAGGACAAUCCCGUACAAAAGUUUCGUUUGAUUCACCCAUUGAUCAUCCAUAUUUUGUAUAUCAAGAAGGGUGGAGUUCAUGUUCACCAACGCAUACACAGAAACGUUAUGGAUUAAAUUGUCGUCGAUUAAUUGUUGGUGAUAUAGUUGUUACAUUGACUAGCAAACAAACAAAAACAACAACAACAUCAGGUAAUUCAAUUGUACAGGAUGAUAGUGGUGGUAGUAAAUCAUCAUCAAUCGUUUCAAGUUAUAGUUCAUCAACAUCAUCAUCAUUGACAAAUAUUUGUUCUUCAACACCAAAAUCGUAUACGGCAAAAAUAACAACAAACAGUAGCUUGAUGACAAAAAAUGAUGGACAUUGUCCACCACCACCUCCACCUGCACAUUUAUCCAAUUUAAAAAAUCAUCAUCAAAUGAAUGCAAACAGCAACAGCAGCAACAACAACAACAACAAUUCUUUAAGCGCAUUGAACUUAGAGAAUAGUAGACGAAAAAAUUCUUUCAACAACAAUGAUGACAACGACAAUAAUGAUGAUAAAAUAAAUAGUGAAAAAAAUCGGGAUAAAAAACCAACACCAUUGAUAAACGUUGAUGAUGAUGUUGAAAUUGAUGUUGAAAAUAUUGAUGAUGAUGACGAUGAUGGUAAAGCCGAUUCCGAGGACGAUGAAAACAAAAAACCAUGA